Messenger RNA from Drosophila grimshawi, 2289 nucleotides. Its product is annotated as NHL repeat-containing protein 2. Lineage: Eukaryota; Metazoa; Arthropoda; Insecta; Diptera; Drosophilidae. Gene Ontology annotation, molecular function: protein binding. The record is from RefSeq and is a predicted model, not a curated record. The transcript has 3 exons. Bases 91 to 2277 code for a protein of 728 amino acids.
ACAUACAUGUAUAUCGAUAGGUUUAAAUAAGUCAUAAUUUUUGUUACUAAUAUAGCACUCUCGGUAAUAAAAAUUGAACAAAGCAUAAGAAUGGAGUGUUCGGUGGACUUGUCCGCAAUCGAUAUUGUUACUUACCUUACCGAGGAACUACAGCAAAAUUAUCGCAGCAACAAAAACAAUAGAGCAAAAGUAUUUGAAGAGUUUUUUGGACGAUGGAACGCAGACGACAAUUCCAUUGCGAAAGUGAAAUCCUUACAAUUUGAAUUCGAUUGUGAUUUGGAUUGGUUCAAUGUGAGUCGGCCGCUGACACUUGCCGGAUUGCAUGGCAAACUGGUUGUUCUGGAUUUCUUCACAUACUGCUGUAUUAACUGCAUGCAUGUGUUGCCUGAGCUGCGAGCUCUCGAAGAGAGAUUCACCGUUGAAAAAGGCCUCGUCGUUGUCGGCGUGCAUAGCCCCAAGUUCGAGAAUGAGCGCACAGCCGCAAAUAUUCUCUCGGCAGCGCAGCGUUAUGGAAUCAAGCACCCCAUUGUCAACGAUUCGAAGACCUCCUUAUGGCAAGCACUGAGCAUACGCUGCUGGCCCUCGCUCCUGGUACUGAGUCCGAGCGGGCUGCCGAUGUUGCUGCUGAUGGGUGAGGGACAUAGCGAAUUUCUGCACGACUUCGUCGGUGCAGCCUUAACCUAUUUUGGACGGCAGCAGAAGAUCGAUAACAGCAGUUUGCCACUGCAGCUGUCGACGGAUCUGCAACCGGCGUCGAAUCUCCGUUUCCCAGCAAAAAUAUCCCGGUUUUCGGAUCGUUAUGCUAUUGCUGAUGCGGGCAACAAUCGCGUGCUGGUCGUUACAAUUGCCGGAAUCGUGGAACAUAAGAUUGGAGGACUCGAUAAUGGAUUAGUGGAUGGCGAUUUAUUGACGGCACGGUUCAAUAAUCCGCAAGGAGUUGCAUUUCUGGAUGAGCACACACUCAUCGUGGCUGACACCGAUAAUCAUGCACUUCGACAAAUAUCUCUAAAAAAUGGAAUUGUUGAAACACUGGCAGGCACAGGAUACCAGGGCAACGAGCGUGUGGGUGGAAAAUUAGGACAAUUACAGCCGCUAUCAUCGCCCUGGGAUGUUGCAGUGUUUCGCACACGAGACAUGGACAUGUCCUUCCACGUCGACGAAUUGAAUGUGCCCGAGAAGACAAUCGUCUUGAUUGCCAUGGCCGGCACCCAUCAGAUUUGGGGCUAUUUUCCCGAAGGCAUUAUUUGGUGGAAGUUCCGCAAGUUUGAGCCACGAUGCUGUGUGUCACUGAUUGGUAACGGGCUCGAGGAGAAUCGCAACAACUCCUAUCCGCAAAAUGCCGCUUUUGCGCAACCAUCCGGCUUAGCCAUGACCAGCGAUUAUCUUUUUGUGGCGGAUAGUGAGAGCUCCAGCAUACGCAAAGCCUCAAUGGUCGAUGGGAAAGUGAUGCCAGUUGUUGGCGGAGAUCGCAAUCCAUUGAAUUUGUUUGCUUUUGGCGAUGAGGAUGGUAAACUCUAUAACGCAAAAUUGCAGCAUCCAUUGGGUGUUGCAUUCAAUCAUAUCGAUCGCAAGCUUUAUGUGGCUGACACAUAUAAUCACAAAAUCAAAGUAAUUGAUAUAGAUACCAAUAUAAUUUCAACGUUGGUAAUCAAGAACCAAGAUGACAGCAUCCUUACACUGAGAGAGCCAUCUGGCCUUUGUGUAGAUGCAAGUGGACAUCAAUUAUUAGUUGCUGAUACAAACAAUCACUCAAUUCAUAUCAUUGAUUUAACAACGAAUAAGGCUCGACGUUUUUUGCUCGACUUUAAGCAGAUUCCCUCAUCUACUAGCGAAACAGAUGCUCCGCUGAGUGCAUCGAAAGCAACUGGUUUGCAGCUAGUUAAGAGUAUUCCUCUGCUUCAGCACAAGCGCAGCACUUUAAAUUUCAUCAUCAAGCUAGCGUCGGACUUGAAGUUCACAGCAGAUGCCCCACAAAAGUGGAUGAUGCGAAGCAUUAAUCCUGCUCUAGAAAUGAAGCAAACGCGUGGUCAAUUAACGGACGGCAAAUGCAUUUUGCAAAUAAAACAUUUAGAGAAUGUUGUCCCUGGAAAUCAAAGUGCACUGGCGAUUGAAUUUUCAUUGAGUCUGUGUGACGCUAAAAGCUGCCUUAUAAAAAGAUUUACGGUUUCCAUUACCAGCGAAGAUGAUGGAAAUUUGCAUGCCAAAUCCAGUGCUGAUGAUAAUUCGCUAAGCACGGAAAUUGGAGUAUAUGUAAAUCAAUCUAAUAUUAGUUUAUGAUAGUUAAAAAAA